CCCCUCUCCUUCUCCCCGCUGCAGUCAGCCACGCUCACAGCACAUGGGGAGGAAUCCACGAAGCUGCCCACCGGCUCAGAGAGCAGUGAGGAGGAGGAAGAGGAGAAGCUGGACCUCUCUUCAGCCAGGAGGCUGACAGACGAGGAGCUGAUGCGAGCGUGCGGGGGUCGCACGGCACACAAGGGUGCCCGUCACGGCCUGACCAUGGGUGCCAAGCUGGCACGCCUGGAGGAGCAGGAGCGAGCCUUCCUGGCCACCUACCGACACAAGGAGCGGCAGCAUGAGCCCCCAGAGAGCAGCCCCCCAGCAGAGAAGCGGGAAAAAAAGAAGAAGAAAAAAAGGAAACAAUCCAGGGACAGAGCUGAUCCUGAAAGGAAGAAGAAGAAGAAGAAGCAGGAGCUAAGUGCAGAAGAGGAGGUGGCAGGAGAGGAAGGCAAAGCUGUAAAGAAGAGGAAAAAGAAGAAGAAGCAGGAGGAGGAGGACAAAGAGCCAGUUGAGAAGAAGAAAGAGGAAGAAGAGGACAAAGAAGAGCUGGCUGAGACAGACGUACCUCUAGAAAGCACAGAUGGCCCAGACAAGGCUAGGUACAGCCCCAGGAAGAAGAGGAAGAAGAGGAAGAGGGAGCCAGAGUGA
Molecule: messenger RNA, 633 nt
Organism: Cariama cristata (Red-legged seriema)
Lineage: Eukaryota; Metazoa; Chordata; Aves; Cariamiformes; Cariamidae
Gene: GPATCH4
Product: G patch domain containing 4
Exons: 4
Biological process (GO): regulation of ribosome biogenesis
Cellular component (GO): nucleolus
Source: RefSeq, a predicted model, not a curated record